Molecule: messenger RNA, 2990 nt
Organism: Rosa rugosa (rugosa rose)
Lineage: Eukaryota; Viridiplantae; Streptophyta; Magnoliopsida; Rosales; Rosaceae
Exons: 5
Coding region: 563-2971 (802 amino acids)
Source: RefSeq, a predicted model, not a curated record
AAAUCAUAAGCAUUAAGUUUCUUCCAUGACUCCUGAGCUGAGGUCAAGGGGCAAGAUUGACCAUAAAAGAAACCCAUCAAAGGCGUAAGCUUUCAAUUUUACCCAAUUCUCAUUCCUCUAGUACCCAAAGAAACAGAAGCCAAAAACAGACCCCUCAACCAAAACGUAAUCGGGUCUCCUCCAUUGUCAAAUUGUGAAUCACUCACAAGCACUACAUAACGGUCCUCAGAAUUCCACGCCUCUAAGCAAUCCAUAAGAUUAGUUCAAUCCCACCCAAGUCGCUCCCACGUUCCUUUCUUCCCUGAUUUCUCUGUCUCUCGCGAAAAAUCUCCCUGAUUAGGUUGGAUUUCAACCUCCUUCGAUCGCAUUCAUGCAACCUUUUUGGGAUUUUAUCUUAAAUAUGGAUUUCUUACAGGUGGUAAGUCCAUCUCUUGGAUGAAAAUUCAACGUGAGAAUCACAGUGUGCAUGAACUGCUCUGUUUUUGCUUCAAACUGAAAUAAAGUGAUCGAUGGAUUUCAGAGAAGUCUGUGCUAAAUCAACACCAACUUUGAUUUGGUGAACAUGGGUGGUUCUUCUGAUUGGAUUUUCAAAAAAGAGAUGUCUCCUCUUUCUGGGUCCUUCUCGGUUUUUGUCUCAUCCAUUUUGCACACUCUGUUCAGAUUUUUCAGCUCAAUCUUUGUCAGGUUUGAAAAAGAACAGAGUUCUCUGGUGAAUGAGUCUUGUUCUUCAAUUGAGCCAGCAGCUAUGCCCCAAAAAGUUGAGUCUGAGGUUUCAAAAAGCGAUGAUGAUUCGGAGUACUAUGAUGUUGAAGAUGAAAAAGAGACGCCGGAGCCAAGUUUUGUGUUCAAAUUUGAGUAUCAGACUAAAGCCGUGUUAGAAGCAAUGGAGAAAGUGAAUGCUUAUGGUCAUUCUUCUGUUGGAACCAACAAAGAGAGUGAGUUCCUACCCGAGAAAUUUAGCAGCAGAAGGUACGAGUUUCAAGCCAAAAAGAAUGUUAGUUUCUAUGAGGAAGAAGCGAAAGUUGCAAGCUUUGUUGUCAGAGAAGCACCUGCUGAUGACUCGAGUUGUGGUUCCAUGGUGAUUGAAAACGAGGGUGUUAAGCAAUUGGUUACAGAAGAAUGUGUUCAAGAAGAAGAAGCAAAAGUUGCGAGCUUUGUUGUCGAUGAAGAAUCUGCUGAUAAAUCAAAUUUUGGUUCCAUUGUGACCGGAAGUGAGAGUGUUAAGCAACUGGUCACAGAAGAUUGUGUUCAUGAAGACAUUCAAAAUCCUCAGGAUUCGAAGAAGAAACAAGUCGGGGAAGAUUCUCAUUCGGAUAAAGAGGAACAAUUGAAGUCUCAAGAACAUGACUUUGUGGAUGAGAAAGUUGCUUCUCAUGAAGAUAAGUUUCUGCAAGAAAAGGACUUUGUUUUAGUAGAAUCUGCUUCUGAUUCUGAUUCGGAUUCUCUUUGUUCAAGCCCUGAGCUUUCAUUUAUAGGUCAAUUUAGUGGUGAUGGGUUUUUGUUAGAAAGAGAUUUUGGGGAAAGGGUUGAAUUUGGUGCUUUGGAAGACAUCGAUUUGCAGAAUUUGGAUGUUGGGUAUGAGCCUGAUGGAUUUGAUGAAGAAGAUGAAGAUAUAAUGGAACAACUUAAAGAGUUAGAAGAGUCAACUAGGAAUGAUGAACAUCACAACCCAAAAGAGUCUAAACCUGAAGGAUUUACUGCCAAAGAUGAAAAACCAAAUGAGGGUUUAGAAAAUUCUGAACAGGUCAGUGGUCAAGAUAUGGCAGCUAAAGAUUCUGAGGAUCCGAACACAUUGGAGACACUGUGGGAACAUCAAGAAUUGAUAGAACAGUUGAAAAUGGAGCUCAAGAAAGUCCGGGUUUCUGGUCUGCCUACUAUCCUUGAAGAAUCCGAGUCUCCGAAUAUGGAGGAUUUGAAGCCAUGGAAGAUUGAUGAAAAAUACCAUCAUGUAGACAGAAUGAGUGUGCUUCACAAGUUCUACAAGACCUACAGAGAACGAUUGCGAAAAUUCGACAUUUUGAGUUACCAGAAGUUAUAUGCAAUAGGAUUUUUGCAGUCCAAGGACACGUUCGAAACCUUUUCAAGCUGCAAAUCCUCAACUCCAGCAAUCAAAUCCUUUCUUUUGCAGAACUUUGGGCUAUGCAAACCGAAGAAAAUUUCUAAUUCUGAUUCUGACCCAAUGGUUAAGUUCAUUAGAGAAUUGCAUAGUGAAUUGGAAGUGGUUUAUGUUGGACAGUUGUGCCUUUCUUGGGAAUUCCUUCAAUGGCAAUAUGAGAAGGCAUUGGAGCUUUGGGAAUAUGACGAAUUUGGAUUACGUUCGUAUAAUGAAGUUGCCGAGGAAUUUCAACAAUUUCAAGUGCUCAUGCAAAGAUUUGUGGAGAAUGAACGCUUUCAAGGGCCAAGGGUUGAAACCUAUGUCAAAAAUCGAUGUGUUAUGCGGAAUCUUAUGCAAAUUCCAGUGAUUAGGGAGGACAGUAUGAAGGAAAAAAAGAAAGCAAAGAGAAAAGGCAAAGACAAUGAUGAUGCAGUUGGAAGUGAUAUUCUAGUAGAGAUAUUGCAGGAAUCAAUAAGGACCAUUUGGCGAUUCAUACGAGCUGAUAAAUCAGCUAAUACAACGGAUGCUUGUCGAAAAAGAUUAAACUUGGAAGUUGAAGACUCCUUGGAUCCAAAGCUAUUAGUGGAAGUUCAAGCAGAUCUUCAAAAGAAAGAAAAGAAGCUUAAAGAGCUGUCCCGGAGUGAGAACUGCAUACUAAAGAGAUUCAAAAAGCACCAUGAAGAAGAAGAGGAAGAAGAGAGCGCAGAACACCUCUACUUCUUUUGUCAAGUUGACAUCAAAUUAGUGUCGAGGGUUUUAAACAUGUCAAGCAUAACAACUGAUCAACUAGUCUGGUGUCACAAUAAGCUAAGCAGGAUACAUAUUGUGAACCGAAAGAUUCGUGUAGAUCCUUCUUUCUUACUAUUUCCAUGUUAGUAAAGUUAGUCUUUUUGUC